Messenger RNA from Pimephales promelas (fathead minnow), 3438 nucleotides. The record is from RefSeq and is a predicted model, not a curated record. NCBI's taxonomy places the organism in Eukaryota, Metazoa, Chordata, Actinopteri, Cypriniformes, Leuciscidae.
UCUACGGUAAGAUAUCAGGAGCAGUGGCGUCUGUAAGUGUAUAAACUCAGUUGUGAUUGGUCUACGGUAAGAUAUCAGGAACAGUGGCGUCUGUAAGUGUAUAAACUCAGUUGUGAUUGGUCUACGGUAAGAUAUCAGGAGUAAUGGCAUUUGUAAGUGUAUAAACUCAAUCUGCUCAAACACUGGAGCUUCUCUUCAGAUCAUCACAAGGUCAAACUGAAACCAGUGCUGAUCUGUUUCCAAUGUUAGUUUAGCUGCAGUAUGUCAGAGAAGCGAGGAAAUGACUCUCUCUCUAAGACGAGUCUCUCAGAGGAACAGAGUAAAAGAUCAGGCUCACAUGUGUCCAGCUCUGUGUCUGUGAAGAGUGACUGGUCAAAGGAUUGUGACCAUCCAAACUUCAGUGAGAAAACACCAUCACCAACCAAAGGGCUUAAAUAUGAAACAUUAGAUUCAGAUUUCCAGACUCACAGGAAACACAAGAAUUUCACAGAUAAUCUCCUGUGGAUCUUCCAGGACCUUGAGAGGAAAAUAAUCACCUUACUGAAAAAUGAGCUGGAAAAGUUUCAGAAAAUAUUACAGAAAGAGAACACACAAUCCUUAGUGGAGGACUUUAAUGAGAACAGAUGCCGUAUUAAAGAAGCAGCUCUUGAUCUCACACUACAUUACCUGAGAGAGAUGAAGCAAGAUGAAGCUGCUGAUGCUCUAGAAGAUGAGCUGUUCUUCAUUCAUCAGCUGAAAUGUGGCCUAAAGAAGAAGUAUCAAUGUGUGUUUGAAGGAAUUGCAAAGCAAGGUGACUCCACACUCCUGAAUAACAUCUACACAGAUCUCUACAUCACUCAGGGUGGCAGUGAACAGGUCAAUACUGAACAUGAGGUCAGACAGAUUGAAGUUGCUUCCAGACGUCAUGAAGCUCAAGAGAUACAGGUUGAAUGCACACAUUUGUUUGAAGCGCAUGAACAAGACGAGGAGAUCCGAACUGUACUGACAAAAGGAGUCGCUGGCAUCGGGAAAUCAGUCUCUGUGCAAAAGUUUGUUCUGGACUGGGCUGAAGGAAAAGAAAAUCAAGAUAUCAGCUUCAUAUUUCCUCUUCCAUUCAGAGAGAUGAACUUAAAGGAGAAAGAAAAACUAAGUUUGAUGGACCUUAUAACUCAGUUUUUCCCAGAGACAAAAGGACUGAACCUUACAAGAAGGAAUCAGUUCAAAGUGCUGUUCAUCCUUGAUGGACUGGACGAAUGUCGCCUUCCUCUGAAGUUUGAUUGUAAUGAGACGUGGCGUGAUGUAUCGUCACCAGCCUCUCUGGAUGUUCUCCUAACGAACCUCAUGAAGGGAAAUCUGCUUCCUUCUGCUCUCGUCUGGAUCACCAGCAGACCAGCAGCUGCCAGUAAGAUUCCUCCUGACUGUAUCGACCGGCUGACAGAGAUACGAGGAUUCAGCGACGCACAAAAGCAAGAGUACUUCAGAAAAAGAUUCAAAGAUGAGAAAAUGGCCAAUGAAAUCAUAGAUCAUGUUAAACAAUCAAAGAGUCUCUUUAUCAUGUGCCACAUCCCAGUCUUCUGCUGGAUUUCAGCCACUGUUCUCCAGAACAUUCUGGAGGAGAAGAGAAAUAAUGAUGUGAGAAACACUCAGGCUGAUGAGAUCUCUAAAACACUGCAGGAAUCAAACACUGAAGACACUCCCAAGACUCUGACACAAAUGUACACACACUUUCUCCGCUUUCAGAUCCAGCAGAGCCGCCGGAAAUAUGAUGGAGAAUACACACCAGAUGUUUCCUGGGAUAAAGACGCCAUCCUUUCACUGGGGAAACUGGCAUUUCAUCAGCUGGAAGAAAACAACCUGAUCUUCUAUGAAUCAGACCUGGAAGCCUGUGGUCUUGACGUCUAUAAGGCAUCAGUGUACUCAGGCAUGUGUACCCAGAUCUUUAAGGAGGAAACGGGGAUCGUUCUUGGUACCAUGUACUGCUUUGUUCACUUGAGCAUUCAAGAGUUUAUUGCAGCCCUUUAUGCACAUCUGUUUCUAGACAUCAACAAGACAAGUGUGUUUGAUCAUGAGUCUACAGAACAGGAAAACAGAAAAGAAACCAUGAUGGAUUUUCUCAAGACUGCAGUGGACAAGGCGCUGGAGAGUGACAAUGGACACCUGGACCUUUUCCUUCGCUUCCUCCUCGGUCUGUCACUCCAGUCCAAUCGACGACUCUUACGAGGUUGGUUGACACAGCGAGACGACACUGACCAGAGCAACAAGGAGAUAGUUCAGUACAUCAAGCAGAAAUUAGAAGAUAAUCUUCCUGCAGAGAGAUCCAUCAAUCUGUUCUACUGUCUGAAUGAACUGAACGACCAAACUCUGGUGAACGAGAUUCAGACCCACCUUAGCAAAGGAAGUCUCUCAUCUGCUGACCUUUCACCUGCCCAGUGGUCUGCUUUAGCCUUUGUGUUGUUGACAUCAGAGGAGGAGCUGGAGGAGUUUGAGCUUCAGAAAUUCAAGAAAUCAGACGAGUGUCUCAUUCGAUUAUUAACAGUCAUCAAAACCGCCAGAAGAGCUCUGUUAAAUGAUUGUGACUUAACAGACAAAAGCUGUUCAGCUCUGGCUACAGUUCUUGGAUCAGAUACCAAUCUGAAAGAGCUGAACAUGAACAAUAAUAAUCUGCAGGAUUCAGGAGUGAAGCUGCUCUGCACUGGACUGAAGAAUAUAAAGUGUACAUUGGAGAUAUUGAGACUUUCAGACUGCAGUAUCACUGAAGAAGGUUAUAAAGCUCUGGCUUCAGCUCUGAGAUCAAACCCUUCACACCUGAUUGAGCUGGAUCUCAGAGGAAAUGAUCAUGGAGAAUCAGGAGUGAAGCAGCUCAAUGAUUUACUGCAGGAUCCAAACUCUCAACUGAAAACACUGAGGUUUUUGAGUCCUGCUGCAGAUGAAGCCUGUCAGUAUGUGACUGGAAUUGUGGGUAAAAACCCAUUACUCACGAGAGAGCUGAAUCUGAGUGAACGUGAACUAGGAGACACACGAGUGAAUCAGAUCGCUGCUCUACUGCAGGAUAAACACUGUAAACUCAACACACUGAUUCUGCAGAGAUGCAGUAUUACAGUGAAACAGAGUCUCAUCCUGACUUCAGCUCUGAAAUCAAACCCAUCACACCUGAGAGUGCUGGACCUGAGCAGGAAUAACCUAGGAGACUCAGGAGUGAAGAACCUCAGUGAUCUACUGAUGAACCCACAGUGCAAACUGGAGAAACUAAAUCUGAGUGAAUGCAGUAUUACAGAGAAACAGAGUCUCAUCCUGACUUCAGCUCUGAAAUCAAACUCAUCACACCUGAGAGAUCUGUACCUGAGUGAGAAUAAACUAGGAGACUCAGGAGUGAAUCACUUAUGUGACGUACUGAAGGAUUCACACUGUAAACUGGAGAGAUUGAGGGUUCCUGCGGGGUCUUAAAAAGUAUAAAAUUAU